Messenger RNA from Salvelinus fontinalis (brook trout), 1390 nucleotides. RefSeq names its product WD repeat-containing and planar cell polarity effector protein fritz homolog. Bases 575 to 1375 code for a protein of 266 amino acids. Gene Ontology annotation, biological process: establishment of protein localization; nervous system development; cilium organization. Lineage: Eukaryota; Metazoa; Chordata; Actinopteri; Salmoniformes; Salmonidae. The record is from RefSeq and is a predicted model, not a curated record. Gene Ontology annotation, cellular component: axonemal basal plate. The transcript is spliced from 9 exons.
AUUUCACGUGGCCAGUUUACCUGAAAAUAAAUGUAUUAUUAUAAAAAUGUCCCUAAAUUGUUGUAACAAGCAAGCCACAAUAUGGGGAAAAGGCCAAAAUAUCCAUGUGUAGAUGACUUUCUCUUGGUACACGGAACCAGAUAGCUAGCGUUGUUGCUUACAAGCUAAGCAGCUCUGCUCAGCUGAAAAGUUGAGGGUGAAGCUUGUGGUUGCCUAGAGACGGCGCUCAAAUCUCCAUUCCCCCCCAAAACAUAUACAGCUAGCGUUUCCUUUCUAGCAAGCUGGCUAAGCGGUCUUGGAUGUUCGUUUUUGAAGAUUUAGCUCAUUUUUGUUUAUAUGAAACACGUCGGGAAAUCCUUACAGCCUGAAAAUAUGUCUGCUUCACAAGCAGUCCAUAGCUUGCUGAAUUUGUAGUUACAGAUAUCUAGAAAACAAGUUGCUGUUAUUAGCUAGUGUUAGCUGUUUAGCCAGAACUUGCAAAAGUCCAUCUUCAGUCUUCAUGUUGUGAUUUCAUAUCAGGGGAACAUCGAAUCUUCAGCAUCAUCACUGUUCUCGGGUUCCCCUCCUCCGUCAGAUGGCGUUCUGCCUGGCCGAGCUUCACUGUUGGUCCUCCAGCAGCUCACUACAAGUCAGAGAUACAGAUAUUGGCACCUAUCAGUACUAUGACAAAGGAGAGCCAGCCAUCCCAUCAGAGCACCACUACUACACUGACAAACAGUGUUUCUCUGAAUCUCGCGGCUACUCGUGGACCCCCAGGAACCGUCGUCCGGAGAAGCUCCGUGAUUCGCUCGAGAAGCUUGAGGAGCUGUUGCAGACCAACUCAGUUGUUCACUCCAGAUGGAAGAGCAAGCAUUGCUGUCAGCUCAUGCUGAGCAGUGGGGUACUGGUGACCCUGGCCCUAAAUGGACCCCAGCUGGACCGUGUGUGUGUGGACCGGACACUUGUGGGUCGUCUGCCCGCCAACACUGUCAGUGAUGCGGUGCUCAGUGAUAGGCUGCUGCUGCUGUCGUUCCUGGAGAAGAGCCAGGUGUGUGUAGUCUAUCUGAACAGGAAGAACCAGGGAUCACCUGACACCAGCCACCGACUGGAGAAACUCUCCCCAUCAGAACUCAAGGUGGCGUGUGUGGAGGUGCGUGGCCCCCCAGGGCGCAGGCAGGGCAGGCGUGUGGAUCUGAACUGUCUCCAGGACGUAGCAGUGUGUUGGUGGUCCCUGGCUAACACUAAUGAGGAACUGUGGCCCUGGAACCCGAGCCACACACACACUGAGAGGGACAACCUAGUGUUACUGAGCUGCUCCGGUGCCGAGGGCCUCAAGGUUAACACACACACACACACACACACACACACCUCGUAUGUAUUUACACAUUGCAGCUAAUGUCACCUUUUACUU